Molecule: messenger RNA, 1646 nt
Organism: Amaranthus tricolor (Joseph's coat)
Lineage: Eukaryota; Viridiplantae; Streptophyta; Magnoliopsida; Caryophyllales; Amaranthaceae
Product: mediator of RNA polymerase II transcription subunit 20a
Exons: 5
Coding region: 484-1164 (226 amino acids)
Biological process (GO): regulation of transcription by RNA polymerase II
Cellular component (GO): mediator complex
Molecular function (GO): transcription coactivator activity
Source: RefSeq, a predicted model, not a curated record
AGUUGGUACUCUUUUGGAAAGAAAAUUUUUUAUUAGGUACUAUUUUGAAAAAAAAAAUAUUAGGUACUUUUUUGAAAAAAAAAUUUUAUUUAGGUACUUUCCCGAUUAACAAACAAAAUGCUCCAAUAAAUUUGUCCGAUCGAGAACCCUCCAAAGUUUACAAAUGUAUACUCGGUCUAUCGUACUUGUUUCUUUGUCAUAAAAUCUAACUUGAGAUCGAGGAGCUUCAAGUUGAAGUAUUCUCCCAAAACCCUAAUUUGUGUAUUUCUGACAAAUGCUAUUUCUGACAUGAAUCAACAUUCAAUAUACUGACAUUCAAAUUUGUGUAUAUUUUUGUUUAAUUAUCGAAUCCCUUAAAACUAUGACUUCUAACAGUUUAAUCUUUUCAGACUCAUGAAUUUGGUAAGAAAAGAGCACAAAGCUUGGCAAGCUUGAAGAAAGACCACAUUUGAUUGCAUUUGCUUCCAAUCAAUUUCCUUCACAAUGACUGUGAAAUGGGUUCUACACUGGCAGCCCAAUGCAGGAACUACAGUUAACACCCAAAUAAUGAAUGAAAUUUGCCAACAUGUAGAGACCUUAAAUGGUGUCAAAGAUAGCCGCUGGAAAUCUAUCAUCACCUUUUACAGGCCCAUCACUCGAGAUCAAUCGAUGGCAGCUGAAUUCCCUCGUGAUUUUCUUGGUAUUUCAAUUCCGGAGCAGCCUAACAAAUACUACUUUAUUAUUCGUGGCAAUCGAAUUGUUCUUGAAGCAGAUUUGAGUAUACAAACAAUCAUGGAGAAAUUGCAAUCUUACAAGUCCAGGGUGUCCCUCAAUUUUGAGGGAAUUCAGUACCAGCUUGGUGAUUUUCAAGUGAGGGUGGGAAAGGUUUCGCCUAGUCACGCUGAAACAAUUAGAGGGAUAGUUAUGGAGGUUGAGUAUCUUCCAAUUUCUUCUAUCGAAAAAUCCAAGCAAAUCCUCGAAGAAUUUGUCAAUAUUUGGAAUGAAACGCUGUCCAAGAGGUCAUUACCGGGUCAGUUUCUGCAUAUGGAAUCAAACUUUGGAGAUUAUGGGUUAACAGAUCACUAUACACCUCAACAUACAGCCGUUCAGUAUGCUACUGUCAUGGCACAAUUGAUUGCAACCGUGCAGGUGCAAGCGCAAUCAAAUCAAAUGGCCAGAAAUUAGUUGAUAUCCCCUUAAUUAGAUUGUACAUGUUUUGGAAUCAUUGUUGUAAUGGAUAUGUGAUUGCCUGUCUUCUUUAGACCCAAUAUUUGUUGGAUAUUUAAAGUAUAAAAAGUGUAAAAGUUAAAUUUCAUGUACAAUGAAAAUAGUGAGACGAAAGAGUCAAAACUUACGUCCAAAAGAAAAGGCAAACAGAAGCAACGAAUACAUAAAACAGGGAUAAGCAACGACUUGUAGCUUAUAAAAACGCCGAAGUCGUCACUUAUAAAAGCCCGACUCAGCGUUUUGGUGAUGACUUGUCGUUAGUGAAAAUGAUGGCUCGGCGUUUUAUUCUGUAAGUGAUAUUUUGCGUUUUCUGUUUGUUGGUUAUUUUGCUUAUGUAAUGUGUGCUUUCAUGAAAUCUGAGUAUUGAUCAAUUAUGUCUGGAUGAAUGGUAUUUAGAAAUAUGCAAUAACUAUUAUAAAUAGUGGAAGUUGCAUUGGAAA